AGGUUACGCUUAUAACUUCGAGUAAACUACAAAACAGGUUGUGCACGCUUUCCAACAUCACGCUAUAUAGACUACGAAUGUCAAUCUAAUUAUUUAGAUAAAUUAAGUAAACUCAGAAAUGUGGAACCGCUCGCAAUUUAAAUUGACGCACUCAGAUGAGCCGGAUGAUGGCAGAUGUUAAGGCUUACUUCGACUACGUCUUACCAUUGGUGAGGGAAGCUGGUCAGGUUUUGUUGAGCACGCAGUCUCAGAAAAUUGAAUUCGAAGCGAAAACUCCGUGGGAUUUGGUAACCGAAUAUGAUGAAUUGGUAGAAAAGAAUCUCGUUGCAAAAAUCAAAGCAAAAUAUCCCUGUCACAAGUUCAUAGGGGAAGAACAUUCCAGUAAAAUAAAAGGCAAACCGACACUAUCAGACGAUCCUACGUGGAUUAUAGAUCCGAUCGAUGGUACUACCAACUUUACGAGAAAAAUUCCUUUGGUCGCGAUAUCAGUCGGCCUGACCAUCAAGAAGCAACAGCUCCUCGGCAUCGUGUGCAAUCCCUUUUCUAACGAGGUCUAUACGGCUAUCAAAGGAGAAGGGGCAUAUUUGAAUGGUGCUAAAAUAAUGACCAGUGGAGUGGAAGACAUUCGUAGAUCCGUAUUUUGUUACGAACUGUCGCUGGCGUCGACUAAUAAGUACUUGCACGAUUUGUACAUGACCAGGGUGAAACAUUUGAUCUGUGAAGUUAUGGGGAUUCGUGCACUCGGAGCCCCCGUGCUGAGUCUUUGCUAUGUAGCCUCUGGAAAACUCGAUGCAUAUCAGUGCGACGGACUGUAUCCUUGGGAUGCCGCCGCUGGUACUUUGAUAGUCAGGGAAGCCGGGGGUUAUGUUACGGAUUCCUCUGGAAAAGAAUUUGACUUGAUGGAGCCCAAUUUUUUAGCCGCCUCUACCAAAAAGCUGAGCGACAAAUUUAUGGAAAUCGAAAGAAGAGCCGACGAAGAAAUCAGAACUAUUCCCGCUACUGAAAAAGUGCACUAAAAUGGAAUAUAAAUCGAAACAAACGUUUUUUUCGUGAUUUAUUUUUAUUUUUGUUAAAGAGAGGAAUCAUUUUGUAUUUUUUAUUAUUUCUUACAAAGAUUACAAAACUUCUCAAAAGUAGAAUUCUCAAACUAUAAUUUUAUAAACAUUAAUUAAAAUUUGUGUUUUCGUCAAGUAAGAAUAAACAUCUCAAUCAUCACAA
Messenger RNA from Cylas formicarius (sweet potato weevil), 1218 nucleotides. Its product is annotated as inositol monophosphatase 1-like. Gene Ontology annotation, molecular function: inositol monophosphate 1-phosphatase activity. Lineage: Eukaryota; Metazoa; Arthropoda; Insecta; Coleoptera; Brentidae. Gene Ontology annotation, biological process: inositol metabolic process; signal transduction; phosphatidylinositol phosphate biosynthetic process. The record is from RefSeq and is a predicted model, not a curated record. Bases 156 to 1016 code for a protein of 286 amino acids. The transcript is spliced from 6 exons.